Fusarium fujikuroi IMI 58289 is the source of this 1869-nucleotide messenger RNA. RefSeq names its product related to F-box domain protein. The transcript is spliced from 2 exons. Lineage: Eukaryota; Fungi; Ascomycota; Sordariomycetes; Hypocreales; Nectriaceae. The coding region runs from base 1 to 1869 and encodes 622 amino acids. The record is from RefSeq and is a predicted model, not a curated record.
AUGCGAAACCCCUUCCGACGUCGGAACAAGAAGGACAAGGCCGGUAGUGGCGGCCAGAGCUCAGACUUCAUUGUUCCUAUAGAGUUCCGUCCUCCUGGUGCUGGACGCCCACCGUUAUACCCCCCAACUCGGCACUCAGCAUAUCUAUUUGCUCAUCUGCCAUCAAAGGUGCUCGAGCGCAUCUUUACUUUUGUUUGCCCGCACGCCCUUGACGAGACUUAUGAUACUUGUGAGGGUAGCGCAAGCACGAGUGACAGCAGGUGCAUGCUAUGCGACCUUCGUGAUUUAGCUCAUUGUGUUCAAGUUUGUCGCGCAUGGCGGCCCAGCGCGGUCAAGAUCUUAUACCAUAGCGUUCGUAUCGAUCCAGUCCACUACUGCCGUUUAGAAGAAUGGCUUGCCGAGAAACGUAAAAAGACCUCCCGCUUCGAUCGCAAUGGUGUCCCUGAGGAUCCUGCUCAAGCUCGUCUCCGUCUCCUCCGACGUACUGUCCGUGAUGAUCCUACACGUAUUGGAAAGUCUGUACAAUAUUUGAAGCUUCCAUACAUGUUGCGCGAAUCCUCCCAUGUUGAGCUUGCCCAGACCAUCGCGGUUCUUCCAAACCUACGAUAUGUCGACCUGCCCGAGGGCAUGUUUUGCGAUGACCCUCAUUACGCGACCCUCCGCCUCGAAGUCCAAGCUCGAUGUCCUAAUCUCCGAAAGAUGACAUAUAUGGGAGGUUCCGAGCGAAGCCUGGCCAUGCUCGCCUCGGGUCAAGUCUGGCCGAAUCUUGAGGUGCUAGAAUUAAACGACCUCGCUAUUGAUGCCAUGACACUUCGGGCUGUUCUUGGUAGUCUCACCAACUUGCAAGCGCUCAAGGUAUCAAACACGCCAGGUCUCUCGGAUGAGGUCCUGUCCUCAUCAGAUGGUCUUCCUACGCUACCACCGAUGAAGGAAUUAGUGCUGAAGGAUACACCGGGAGUGACAUUAAAGGGCCUUAUCGAGUAUCUUGCCUGGCAAGAGACACAGCAAGCUCUGACGGUCCUGACGCUUAAUAAUACAGGCGUUCACCCUGCCAGCUUGCAAGAAAUCUUCACAAUGGCCUCGUCUCUCAAGACAUUUGCCAUUCAGGCCAACGUUUCUGAACAAUUCCCAACAUCGGCCAAUUCACGUCCACUGGCUUCAAGAACGCUCGAGACUUUGCGGUUUGAAGUUUCUUCAUGUUCAGCGGGUGCCUUCUCCAGUGUAACGAUGGGCUAUUACUCAUAUCUUGCGAGCUCCAUCCUUGGCGGCGGAUUCCCUAGACUAAGGCGACUCUACGUUCAUGAUGAAAGCUUCCCUGACCAGUUACAGGGACUUCCACCUCCCAAUGCUGCAUUCGCUGGAGGGCAUGUACGCACUGGAUCUAAUUCAUCUGCGAAAUCCACUCCAGGGUUUGCCUUCCCAUCAUCCAACCUAUCACCAAAGUCAGCGAAUCUUCCUAUGCCUAGAAGGCCCAUGUCGAAUAUCCAACCACCCAGCAAACGCUUCAGCUCUAAUAAUCCAUUCGCUCCUCGCAAUCCCUCUUCGGCAGCUCCCACGCACACACUCGAAGUUUUUACCAAGAGCGACGAGUUUGGAAAAUGGAACUUUGUAUCAGUUGAUCCAAUGAUCAGAUCUGCUGCAGCACCGUCUCGCCGACCGGUUAGCAGCUACGGGCUGGCGGCCGAUGUCACAGGGUCUGGGUGGGACCGAGGGGAUGCUCGACGUAGUGUCAUGGUUGGUAAUGGAGCUGGCGUGUUUUUGGCCGUGCCUGGCCAAGGGGGCGACGAUGGUGCGUUCAAUGGAAGCUCUGAUCCAUGGCGACCUCAGAGCAGUGGAGGAACCCCUCGACGCAGUCGAGAACUGUGGUAG